AUGGAAGAUUUACAAGUAUUCAGCAGACUUCGAGGGUCUGCAAGCCUCCCCUGCUUGGACACAGCCAAGACUUUCAAGACUAAUUACACUUGGUGUCUCCUUUUUCUCUUCAGGCUAGAAGAGUACUCAGCGGAGACAGCCAUUGCCAUGGUUGUCGAUGGAGACGCCAAAUUAAAGAUCAAUACCGAGCACCUAAGGGAAAUUAGCUUUCGAAUUGGCUCCAUCUACCAGUUUAUUGGUGAACUACUUAUUCAACCUGAUAAUCAGGCAGUUUUACAGGCGCGUGUCGGAAGGAACGUCGACGGCAUCAACCUUAGUCUCUAUCAUCAGUCGUUGCAGCUAUUGAGGCAAUUCGAGGCCAAUCGUCUGAAGAAUCCGAUGACUUGAUAGACAUUUUCUCUGAUUGAGGUACUUUAAUUAUAACUUAUACUUGAAGUACCAAAGAAUGGAUGUUUUUUCUUAAAGCUUUGCUCUUUAUUUUUUAUAUGAAGUGGAAUACGCUAUUCAAAUAUUGUCAGAAAGUCAUCCUUUUAUAAGGUGGAGUUUUCUCAUGCCCAAUACCAAUGUGUGAAACAAAAAACUAGGAAUAGGAAAAUGGUGUACCAUUACUUUGAAAUGCUAUUCCUAUUGUAGUGACUAGUGCUAGUAAUUAUUUAUUUAUUUUUUAUUUUUUUGAAUGAACUAGUAAUUUUGUUGGGUAAAUCUUUGUAUCAAACAUAAGAAGGGUGAAACUGGAACAUAAAACCAAAGA
This is a messenger RNA of Morus notabilis, 751 nucleotides long. RefSeq names its product CST complex subunit TEN1. The record is from RefSeq and is a predicted model, not a curated record. Lineage: Eukaryota; Viridiplantae; Streptophyta; Magnoliopsida; Rosales; Moraceae. The transcript has 3 exons. Gene Ontology annotation, molecular function: telomerase inhibitor activity; telomeric repeat DNA binding; single-stranded DNA binding. Gene Ontology annotation, biological process: negative regulation of telomere maintenance via telomerase. Bases 1 to 387 code for a protein of 128 amino acids. Gene Ontology annotation, cellular component: CST complex.